CUUAAUGUGACUCUGUAGUUGGUGUUUUCAUCCGGUUGGUAAUCAAAAACGCACCCACACCUGAGUUGCUGUAGCAACUGGUGCUGCUUCUGGUUGUAGCUGAGGAAUUAAACACGUUAACGCGGCGAAAGAUGGACUAAACUUACUUUGUGUGUGUUUUUCUAGUCUGCUGCGCUCUUUGACAAGGAAGUUAUCGAGUUAAGAUGUCGCCCAUCAGCAGUCUUGUGCCUGCACGGUUCCUGACCAUCAUUGCCCACCUUGUUAUUGUCAUCACCAUCUUUUGGACGAGGGAAUAUAACGUGAAGGCCUGCCUGCCUUUGGAGUUCACACAAGAGCAAUACAACAGUGAAGACUUAAAGUUGGUGGUGGCGCUGUCAGUCACACUUGUGCUGUUCGCGAUCGAGCUAGCUGGGUUCUUCUCAGGAGUGUCCAUGUUCAACGGCAGCCAAGGCUUACUGUCAACAGGAGCCCAUGCCAGUGGCUCGGUGGCUCUGCUUUUCUUUCUAUUUGAACAAUGGGAUUGCGCCAUCUACUGGUGGAUUGUUGCCUUCUGCAGGUUAGUUUUCCAAAAGGUUUUUUUUCCCCUGACAUUAGCUUCACCCAGCACUGACAGUCCACUGCAGCGCAUCCGUCUCCUUGUCUUUUUUUGUGUUUGAGAAGUGGGAGUGCUGGACAUAUUGGAUUAUUUUUGCCCCCUGCAGUGUGCUGCCUGCCUUAAUGGAGAUUGUUCUGUUCAUUGCUGUUUUUGGACUGGCGAAGAAGCCAUUAUGAAAGGCUGCCCUAGUGUGAAAUCCCACAAACUAAUGUGGAUGUGUGACCACAUGGAUGAAUAUAAUGUAGAAAAGGCAUUUGUUGUAUUAGGUUUAUCGUGUUCACAUGUAGGCAACUUGGUAGCCUAGUGGUUACCACGUCUGCCUCACAGUCGAUAGAUUCUGGGUUUGAAUUUCAUUUUGGGCCCCUCUGUGUGGAGUUUGGCUGUUCCCCUUGUGCUCGUGUGUACUCUGAAUUCCUCCCACACUUCCAAAAACAUGCAUCUUAGGUUCACUGAAGAUUCAAAAUUGUCCUUAGGUGUAAAUGUGUGUGUGAAUGGUUGUCUAAAGGUCCCCUGCGAUUGGCUGGUGGCUUGUCCACGGUGUACCCAUCUGCCACCCAAAAUCAACUGGUAAAAGCUCCAUCGCACUUGCAACACAAAUGCUAUAGAAAAUGGAUGGAUGGAUGUUCACAUGUAUUGCUUUUGUAUUGUCUGGUAGAAGUCUAUCACUGCAGCUGUGAAUGUAUCAGACGUAAAAUCCAUCCAUCCAUUUUCAGAGCCGCUUCACCUCACUAGGGUCGCGGGCGUGCUGGAGCCUAUCCCAGCCAUCAUCGGGCAGGAGGCGGGGUACACCCUGAACUGGUUGCCAGCCAAUCGCAGGACACAAACAAACAACCAUUCGCACUCACAGUCACACCUACGGGCAAUUCAGAGUUGUCGAUUAACCUACCAUGCAUGUUUUUGGGAUGUGGGAGGAAACUGGAGUGCCCGGAGAAAACCCACGCAGGCACGGGGAGAACAUGCAAACUCCACACAGGCGGGGCCGGGGAUUGAACCCCGGUCCUCAGAACUGUGAGGCAGACGCUCUAACCAGUUAUUCACCGUCCCGCCCAGAUGUAAAAUGAUAAAUAAAAUAUGUAUUUAUAUUUGA
Molecule: messenger RNA, 1682 nt
Organism: Phyllopteryx taeniolatus (common seadragon)
Lineage: Eukaryota; Metazoa; Chordata; Actinopteri; Syngnathiformes; Syngnathidae
Product: transmembrane protein 107-like
Exons: 6
Coding region: 204-656 (150 amino acids)
Biological process (GO): non-motile cilium assembly; protein localization to ciliary transition zone
Cellular component (GO): MKS complex
Source: RefSeq, a predicted model, not a curated record